Meira miltonrushii is the source of this 2568-nucleotide messenger RNA. RefSeq lists its product as uncharacterized. The annotation marks the transcript as partial. Gene Ontology annotation, molecular function: DNA binding; ATP binding; ATP-dependent chromatin remodeler activity. The transcript has a single exon. Gene Ontology annotation, cellular component: nucleus. Lineage: Eukaryota; Fungi; Basidiomycota; Exobasidiomycetes; Exobasidiales; Brachybasidiaceae. The record is from RefSeq and is a predicted model, not a curated record.
AACGAGCAAGGAUCAGAAGAGCAAGAUGAUCCGGCCGAAGCAGAAAUGCAUUCAUCCAGAAUGAGUAAGUUAAAUUACCUCUUGCAAAGGUCACAAAUUUACUCCAAGAUCAUGUCUGAAAAGAUGCAAAAAGAGAAAGAACAAAGAGUGCAAAAAGAACGCAGACAACAAGAGGCAGCAUCCAAAGAGGACACGAAGGGCGAAGAAGAGGAAGAACCAAAAGCAAAACGUUCAACACGAUCUGGCGGUGCAGAAUCACGAUCAUCCAAACAGAAAGCACAACCGAAAUCACCACAAAAGGUGAAGAGAAAAAAUGAAGAUCAAAAGUAUAACAUCUCUGAUUAUCUUGAGCAAGAUGACAUCCAAAAGAAUGGUACGGAUAGCAAAGCUGCAACUGGUCAAAACGCUGAUCUUGUUACCACAUCAUUCAAACAACCAAAAAUGAUCACAGGAGCCACUUUGCGAGACUAUCAAUUGUACGGUGUCGAAUGGCUGAUUGGAUUGUACGAGAAUGGAUUGAAUGGAAUAUUGGCAGAUGAGAUGGGAUUGGGCAAGACGUUGCAGACAAUCUCAUUCAUUGCUCAUCUCAAAGAGAAGAAGCAAUGGGGUCCAUAUCUAGUCGUCUGUCCUGCUUCAACACUUCAAAAUUGGAUGGACGAAAUUGCUCGAUUUGCACCCGAAUUGAAAGCGUUGAUGUACUACAAUUCCGACAAGAAAGAAAGACGAAAUUGGAUCAAUCAAUAUUCCCGAGAUCCAAAAACUGAUAAAGAAAAGAUGGAUUUUCCCAUCUUUGUCACGAGUUACGAGAUCGCAAUUAAUGAUGCACGUUUACUCGGAGGUUUGCGUUGGAAGUUCAUCAUUGUUGAUGAAGGACAUCGAUUGAAAAAUCGUAACGCUCGUUUGACCAGGGAGCUGAAGACAUACAACAGUGCCAACAGAUUGAUUCUUACCGGAACGCCUGUCCACAAUAAUCUCGCAGAACUUUGGUCUUUGCUCAAUUUUGUCUUGCCGGACAUUUUUGAUAAUCUGGAAGAGUUUGAGGGUUGGUUUGACUUUAGCGAUUUACAAUCAGAAGGAGGAUCUGCUCGAUUAUUAUCACGCGAACAAUCACAAAAGAUUAUUUCAACUUUACGUGAUAUCUUGGAUCCCUUUAUCUUGCAACGUGAAAAGAAGAAUGUCGAGAAAGAUUUACCGCCAAAGAAAGAGUACAUGCUUUAUGCACCUCUUACACAACAGCAAAAAGAGUUGUACGAAGAAGUUCUCAACAACAGCAUUCGUGCCAAAUUGACGGAAAUGAUGACUGGCAUGACCUGGGAGCAGAUCAAAGAAACUGGAAAGUUGACAGCAGGAGAAGGAUGGGAUGAACCGUUGCGACAUGUGGGUGGAUCGGACAAAAAGCAAAAGCGCAGCCGAAAAAGCAUACAGCAGAGCGACACACCUAACGGUAAAAGGAACAGAGAAGAAUCUACCGAAGAAGAAGCGCAAAAGAAACCACGUAAAGCUCGUCGCAGUCGUCAAGAUGGGAAUGCGUACAAUGAAGAAGAUGAAACUGAGAAACAAUUCAUGGACAGGAUGGAAAGAGGUGAUGAUCAAACACCCGUCAAAUCACUCUCAAAGAGAAGCAGCCGUGGAGGAACACAAACACCGCAAGAGAACGGCGCAGGUUCAUUCUCUGUGGGCGAUAUCGAACGUCAAAGCAAGGAACAUCUAGUCAAACAGGCUCAAAAGGAUAUCUCAAACAUGCACCUUCAAAAUCCAAUCAUGCAAUUACGUAAAGUGGCCGCCCAUCCAUUUUUGCUUUAUUGGCCAAGAGAUCCUACAAGCGGUGAAUUGAUUGCCAACGAAGAUUUGAUCUACGCAAGUGGAAAGAUGAUGAUGCUGAACAGGCUGCUGGAUGCAUUAUGGUCGAAGGGACAUAAAGUCUUAUUGUUCAGUCAAUUCACUACGAUGCUUGAUAUCUUGGAAGAGUGGUGUGUCGAUUACAAGGGCGUGACACCUUUCCGAAUCGAUGGAACGGUAAGCGUUCAAGAACGUGCUAAUUUGAUGAAAGAGUUCAACACAAACAAAGGUCCAGAUGCAUGCAAGAUCUUUUUGUUGAGUACACGUUCAGGUGGUUUAGGCGUGAACUUGGUAGCGGCAGACACAGUCAUCUUUUACGAUACCGAUUGGAAUCCCCAAGUGGAUAGACAAGCACAAGAUCGAGCACAUCGAAUUGGUCAAACGAAACCCGUUCUUGUAUUCCGAUUGAUCACAAGAGAUACAGCCGAAGAAAGGAUUGUGAAAAGAGCGUUUGCAAAACAAGAAUUGUCUACAUUGGUCAUGUCUGGUGAUCAAUUCAGUAAACAAACCAGUGCAGCAGCAUCUGCAUUUGCAAAAGGAAGAGUAGGAAAAGCGAAUUCUUCAAGGGUAGAAGAAUGGACAGCUUUGUUGGAUGAGCUGAAAAGCGAAUCUGUUCAAUUUGAAAUUGCCGACAAAAAGAGUCAAAUGAUAUCUGAUGAGCAUCUAGACAUGUUGUUGGAUCGUAGACCUCACGUAUUUGAGAAACGUAAAACAGGUUGGAACCAGAAU